AUAAAUGCAUGCUUGUAGUCGAGCACUUGUUCUUCAACUUUCUAUAGAAAAGAGAACAUCACAACAGUGAUUAAUUAGUGAAAUGGAGCUACCUCUGAUCGAUCUGGCGCCAUAUGUGGACGUAGUGACCGGAAAAUUUAGCUGCGACGAGCUCCUCCAUCCAGAACUGAAGAAGGUGUGUUCGGAGGUUAGUCGGAGCUUCAGAGAAACCGGAGCUCUGCUCGUUAGAGACCCGAGAUGCCCAAAUGAAGAUAAUGAUCGGUUUAUUGAUAUGAUGGAGAAGUACUUCGAACAGCCGGAGGAAGUUAAGCGUCUUCAGGAGCGUCCUCACCAGCAUUAUCAGGUUGGUUCGACGCCGGGGGGAGUCGAGAUUCCCCGGAGUUUGGUAGAUAUGGAAAUGCAAAAGAACCUGAGAGCACUGCCCAAAGAUCGUCGGCCUGCUAUUCCAACUGGCCCUGACCUCAAGUCCCGAUACAUGUGGAGGGUUGGCCCUCGGCCAUCCAAUACUCGUUUCAAGGAAUUGAACUCUGCGCCAGUCCUACCAGAAGGCUUCCCCGAGUGGAAAAAGAUCAUGGAUUCAUGGGGAUUUAAAAUGAUAUCGACAGUAGAGGCUGUUGCUGAAUUGGCUGCAAUAGGAUUUGACCUACCAAAGGAUUCAUUCACUAAUCUAAUGAAGCUCGGCCCACAUCUUCUUGCUCCAACAGGAAGUGACCUUGGACGUCAUGGAGAAGAGGGAACAGUGUUUGCUGCAUAUCAUUACGACAUCAACUUUCUAACAAUUCACUACAAGAGUAAGUUCCCCGGUCUAUUUAUUUGGCUAAGGAACGGGGAGAGAGUUGAAGUGAAUGUUCCAGACGGGUGUCUUCUUAUUCAAGCUGGAAAACAGUUGGAAUGGAUGACUGCUGGUGACUGUAAGGCCGGUAUGCAUGAAGUUGUGGUAACUCAAAAAACAAUCGAUGCAGUUAAUGCUGCAAAACGAGAAAAUCGAUGCCUCUGGAGGGUAUCCUCAACACUAUUUUCCAACGUAGCAUCUGAUGCUGUGUUGAAGCCGUUGGGUCAUUUUGCAAAAUCUCCAACUGCUGAUAAGUAUCCGGCCAUGUAUGCUGGAGAAUAUUUUGAGAAGGAGCUUGCUGUCAUUAAUCUUAAAGGAAAGGACGGGGCGUAAAGGAAAGAACGGGGCAUAUAUAAUUACGGGAGACUUUUGGUGUCUGUAAGAUGGUGUGGUGAAUAAACCAAUUACAAUUGAAGGACAUUUGUGUUUGUUUGGGCUCAAGUUUGGUGUAUUAAUUAAUUGUUGCGUAAUGAAGGAUUGUAAACAUAUCUAAAUUAAAGCGUGCUUCGUAUGUGUAUAAGUUACGAAUAUGUACUUAUAGUAUGAAUAAAAUAUCCUUUUUGUCUGUGUACGACAAAUAUAUGGCCACAAUUUCACUAA
Messenger RNA from Lactuca sativa (garden lettuce), 1432 nucleotides. RefSeq lists its product as uncharacterized. NCBI's taxonomy places the organism in Eukaryota, Viridiplantae, Streptophyta, Magnoliopsida, Asterales, Asteraceae. The record is from RefSeq and is a predicted model, not a curated record.